Emiliania huxleyi CCMP1516 is the source of this 507-nucleotide messenger RNA. RefSeq lists its product as hypothetical. The record is from RefSeq and is a predicted model, not a curated record. Lineage: Eukaryota; Haptophyta; Isochrysidales; Noelaerhabdaceae. Bases 1 to 507 code for a protein of 168 amino acids. The transcript is spliced from 2 exons.
AUGCAGAGUAGCGACGCUGCGCUGCUCGCUGCGCGUCGGGCGCGGUUCGCGCGCGAGGCUCGCAACCCGCCGCCUGUGCCCGUCAAAACCAUGGCGUGGGCUGGCGGCCAAGUGACGACGAGCGACCCGAGCAAGGCCCUCGCCAAGCUUCUCGCUCGAAAGGCCAAAGCGGGCGAAGCUUUGACGGCGGAUCAGCAGCGAGCCCUGCAGGCGCUGACAGCCGGGCCGGCGCUGGCGGACCGAAGCGCCGCGGCUGCGAACCAGCGGGCCGCAUCAGUGCAUCAGCCUCGCGUCAAGGUGGAGAAGUUGGGCAGGUCGCAAGAGGCUGCGUCGGCGGAGCAGCAGGCGCGCCGCAGGCGGCUGGAGCGCAAGAUUCGCGACUGCGAGGCGCUAGAGCGGCGGGCGGCGGCCGGAGAGAAGCUUGAGAUCAACCAGCGCAGCAAACUGGAACGCAAGGCGCAGUGGCAGCGAGAGCUUGCGGACGCGGGCGGGCAGGCGGCCCGCUGA